Spinacia oleracea (spinach) is the source of this 1602-nucleotide messenger RNA. RefSeq lists its product as uncharacterized. The record is from RefSeq and is a predicted model, not a curated record. The coding region runs from base 1 to 1602 and encodes 533 amino acids. NCBI's taxonomy places the organism in Eukaryota, Viridiplantae, Streptophyta, Magnoliopsida, Caryophyllales, Amaranthaceae. Gene Ontology annotation, molecular function: nucleic acid binding. The transcript has 2 exons.
AUGGCUUCAGAUCAAGAGGAGGACGAGUUCCUCGGUUUUUCCGAUGAUGAAGGAGACGGCACGAACUCUGAUUCAGAUUAUGAUGAUGAUGAGGCAACCCAAAAUGCUGAAAGUGAAGUAAAUGCUCAUCAAAUAGGGGACUUUGAGCAAAAUCAACAAUUGCCAGAUCUUAAUGAAGUGGGACAAGAAUAUGCACAAGAAUGUGAAGUGGGACCACAGCAUACAUCUGGUAUAUCAGAUAACCACUCAGUUCCAUUUUUGUUUGAUUUGAACAUGCCAACACAACAAGAGUUCCCACCAUCUCCAAUUCAUCAAACAGAAACAGAUCAAAAUCAUCAUAAGCCUAGAACCCCAAGGAUUAACAACGAAUUAAGGUUGGAAAUCUUGUUGUUCCUUCUCUUAAGAAAAGAAAAGCAUUCAGAUGAACUCAUUCAUGGGACAAAUAGACAGGCUGUUAUAAUGUUUGGUUACACAAGGAAGACAAUUAGACUAAUAUGGCAGAGAGCAUUGGCACAUAAGGCAACCAUGGAUUCGUAUUUCUAUGAUAGCAAAUAUCACAACUGUGGGAGGAAGAGAAUUCAAGUAACAUAUGAGUCUAUAGCCUCCAUAGGCAUGGGGGAUAGAACAACCAUUAUUGAUCUAGCAAGGAUGCUCAAUUUGAGUCCCACAACAGUUUGGAGAAUGGUGAAAAGAAAACAGAUAAAACCACAUUCAAGUCCCUUGAAUCCAGGCAUUUCAGAAGAAUGCAAGAUGGCAAGGAUGAAGUGGGUACUUGGUCUCUUAAUGGACUACUCAAUACCAAAUGAUCCCACAUAUUACAGCAUGUAUGAUUUCAUUCACAUCGAUGAGAAAUGGUUCUAUCUUACACAAAAAAGUCAAAGAGUUUAUUUAGCAAACAAUGAACCAUUUCCACACAGGAAGGGAAAAUCAAGAACUAAGAUUCCAAAGUUCAUGUUUAUGGCAGCAGUAGCAAGGCCAAGGUGGGGACAAGAUGGGCAGUUGGCAGCAAAGAGAACAUCCAAAAACAGAGUGAAGGGGACAAUUGAGACUAAACCAAUCAAGUCAGUGAAUCAGAUUGCAACUAGGGCCAUGCUAAUCAACUACCUAAUCCCAGCAAUUAAAGAUAAAUGGCCACCACAUGAGGGGGAAAAGGUGAUAUACAUCAUUCAAGACAAUGCAAAGGCACACAUUUUGCAAAAUGAUCAAGAAUGGCAGCAACAUUACAAGCAAGAUGGCUUUACAUUGAUAUUGACUCAGCAGCCAACAAACAGUCCAGAUUGUAACAUACUAGGCUUGGGGUUCUUUAGGUCAAUUCAAUCACUAAUGCACAAAAAGAUGCCUAAAACAGUUGAAGAUUUAAGUGGUGCUGUGACUGAGGCAUAUAAUGAACUGCAUGCAAAGACUCUAUCUAAUGUGUGGAUGUCACUUCAAUAUGUUGGAAAUGAAAUUUUGAAACACAAGGGGGACAACAACUACCAACUUCCACACAACAAGAAAAAGAUUUUAGAAGAUGAGGGGAAUCUGCCAGAACAAGUUAAGGCCCCAAGGUGGGCUGUGAAUGAAUGCAAACAACUUGUUGAUGAAUGGAGAGCAAAUCAGUGA